This is a messenger RNA of Dichotomopilus funicola, 2535 nucleotides long. RefSeq lists its product as uncharacterized. Gene Ontology annotation, biological process: DNA-templated transcription. Bases 1 to 2535 code for a protein of 844 amino acids. Lineage: Eukaryota; Fungi; Ascomycota; Sordariomycetes; Sordariales; Chaetomiaceae. The record is from RefSeq and is a predicted model, not a curated record. Gene Ontology annotation, cellular component: nucleus. Gene Ontology annotation, molecular function: DNA binding; zinc ion binding. The transcript is spliced from 4 exons.
AUGCUCCGGACUGUGGCCCAACCGCCCCAUGUUACUGCCGCUUCGGCUCGGUCGGAUGGCACGUGGACUGAGGACUCCUCCCCAAGUGCUUUCGGAGCCGAACCCUCACGGCCGGAAAAGCGCCAUGGUAGCCCCCGCGAGAGAGCGAUGCCGUGGAACCCAGCCCUGCCUCAGGCUGCGUCCUCUGGUCGAGUACACGCGCGCCCUACUGGCGAGCUUGUGGACUUGGGCCAGUUUGAAACCUUGCCUCCUUUUGAGAUGAUGGAGGACCUUCACAAUGUGUACUUUGCAACCCAGCGAUAUUUUCUGCCCAUCAUUCACCCAGGGAAUUAUCUACGCUCGUUUCACUCGGCUCCGCACAUGCGUCCACCCAUGUGCCUCCAAUAUGCCAUCUGGACCGCGGCGUCAAACGGGCAUCCCAAAUACAAUUCCUAUCACGAUGCUCUGUACCGCCGCGCCCGGCAAUAUCUGGAAUCCGACGAGCUCAAGGGACAAGGCGAACAUUUCAUCACCGUUGGCCACGCACAGGCCUGGGUUCUCAUCGCAGGCGACGAGGCCCGCAGCUUAUUGUUCACCCGCGCCGGCAUGAGCUCGGCCCGGGCUAUCCGGCUGACCAACAUGAUGGGGCUUCACCGACUCGAUAACGAGGAGGAUGAGCUUCCUAUGGCCCCAAUGAUCACCCCUCCCAAGAACUGGGGGGAGCUCGAGGAGCGCCGCCGUCUGUUUUGGGGUGGGUAUUGCAUCGAUAGCUACGCCAGCAUCAGCGCUGGGUGGCCAACCAUGAUUGACAGGGAACAGAUCACUACUCACCUGCCUUCAAGCGAAGAAGCUUUUAUCAGUGGCCAGGUGGAACAGGGGUGCACGCUACAAGAGAGCUUCCGAGGGGCCAACUACUCCGUCUUCGCCGGAAACGUGAUUAUCUGCCACAUCUUCACCCGACUACUGAAGCACGCACACCGGCCCGUCCCGGAUGACCACCCCGAAGACGUCGAUUUUGGCCAAUUCUGGACCCGCCACCGCGACCUUGACAACAUGUUGUCCAGCGCCUUCAUGUUCCUCCCCCAACGCUAUCAGCUGCCCCAGGGCAUGGCAGACCCAGUGGCCGUGCAGUACAACUUGAAUCUACAUGCUGCUGUCAUCUGCCUACAGAACGCUUCCAAGGAGAAGGCUGAUAAGUAUAAACUGCCGGGGAUAAGACAGUCAGCCCGGGUUCGAUGCUUGACGGCCGCCCAGGAAAUUGUCGACAUUUUACGCGCGUCUUUUUUUACCAGGCCGCGGGAGGGGUUUAGGAACCCGCUCAUGGCCCUUUCUAUCUACUUUGCUGGAUCAGUGUAUAUUGACCAAGCCAAAGACGAUAUUGAAGGGUUCAACAAGGAGAACCUCGAGUUUCUCCUUGAGUGCAUGAUCAAUGCUGCGCACAACCAUGCCAUUACCAGGGCAUACCUUCAGCAGCUCUUAGCCGACAUCGAACGCAACGGCAUCUCUGUUUCGGCAACACAGCCGCCCACUUCUAACAGGGAUUUGGUUGAAAAUGCCUACCACAGUAUUCCGGUCAUCGCUCAGUCGCGUCACACCAAGCCGCAGACGCCACUCCCCGGCCGCUUGCCUCUCGGAGCCGCUCAAGGUCCGGUAUUCGAUGCCACCGCCAUGCCCUUCGAUUCGGACUUGCUGUGUCCCGGGUCGAUCGCUAGACUGGAUGGCGACCCCGAAGCUCGCGCCAGUAAGCGCAUGCGUACUGUGACUGGGAUGCCCAGGCAACCUCCACACUUGGGCGUGCUCCCCUCUUCUUGGUCGGAACUACCAGCCGAUACCGUCAUGGACCCGGCACCUGAUCUGUUCGAAUACACCGACGGCUGGUCAUACGCAACAAAAUACAUGAUCAACCCCGUCACUACUCUCCCCAACAUGAUGCCCAUCCCCCAAAACAAUCGGGCGGCUAUGCCACCAGCCCCAACCAACCCCACUCCGCACUUCAACUUCUCUAUGGCUGGCCCGCCAUCUGCUGCUGCUCCGUCUGACCUGUUCUCGGACCUUUCUCGACCAAUCAUACCGGCGUCCGUCGCAUCAGGCUUUGGACUGGACACCUCCGGCGGAACAACGGGCAUGUCCGUGGACAUGAACAUGAACCCAGAUAUCAACACUGCCAUGAACACGAUCAUCGACCAACGCCAAACACAGCCCAUGGAUACAGACACCAACAUGAACCCCACCGCUUCUGCCGCCGUCCCCGGCCCGGGAACCACCGCCCUUAGCCCCGACCUCGGUGACCUCGGCAUUUUUGAUCUCGAUCAACACUGGUCUGUCGCCGAAACCUUCUACGCCAUGUUGGACUUGACUGGAACUGAGCGUCUCAAUGCUGCAUCGCAACCGCAACAGGUACAGAGACAACAGGCCCAGGCACCUACCCAGGGACAAAUGCGGGCGCAGCAAAUGCAGAGCGGUGGGGAUCUGAGCGCUUGGGCGGCCCUAGGUAAUACCGGCGGCGGCGGCUCAGGUGCCAGUCAAGGGAAGAGAGACCGAGAAGGGGGGAUGUGA